Molecule: messenger RNA, 3468 nt
Organism: Brienomyrus brachyistius
Lineage: Eukaryota; Metazoa; Chordata; Actinopteri; Osteoglossiformes; Mormyridae
Gene: tm9sf2
Product: transmembrane 9 superfamily member 2
Exons: 17
Coding region: 149-2116 (655 amino acids)
Biological process (GO): protein localization to membrane
Cellular component (GO): membrane
Source: RefSeq, a predicted model, not a curated record
UACGAUUCGCACGGACUUACUCGGGGGCGGGGGGGUGUGAAAUUACAGGGAGCGUAUAUGUGUGUGUACGCUGCGUAAUAUGGGACGUGUUUAACGAGAAAUAAACGUCUGCUUCGUAUGUAGUGGGAAUCUGCCUUCUCCUCGCAGAAUGAUUACAGCGGUGCGGCCGUCGUGCGGUGCCCCGUCCUUCUUUACGCUGCUCUUUCUUACGGGGAGCCUGCGCGUCGCCUCGCCUUUCUACCUUCCGGGUCUGGCCCCGGUCAGCUUCUGUGAGCAGAACGGGAAAAAGCCGCCCGGUUGCAGGUUUGAAAUCGAGAUGUUUGUGAACAGACUGGAUUCCGUGGAGUCUGUCCUUCCAUAUGAAUACACGGCGUUCGAUUUCUGUUCUGUUGGCUCAGAAAACAGGCCUUCUGAAAAUCUGGGUCAGGUUUUGUUUGGUGAAAGAAUUGAACCGUCUCCAUAUAAAUUUACAUUUAAAGAAGGAAAACAAUGUGAGCCGGUCUGCACAAAGUCAUACAAUACAAACAAGCAGGAGGAUCGGGCAAAGCUGGACUUUCUGAAGAAAGGCAUGCUUCUCAACUACCAGCAUCACUGGAUUGUGGACAACAUGCCAGUUACCUGGUGCUACACUGUGGAGGACGGACAGAAGUACUGCAAUCCGGGUUUUCCUAUUGGAUGUUAUGUGACUGGAAGUGGGCAACCCAAGGAUGCCUGUGUUGUAGAUCAAAGUUUUAAUGGCCAAGACACCUAUUACAUCUUCAAUCACGUCAACAUUACAAUCUACUACCAUAAGGUAGAAGCGCAGAAUGAGGAUGGAGAAAUGCGACUCGUAGCAGCUAAAAUGGAGCCAAAAAGCUUCAAAAAUGGAGAGUGUUCAGGGCAGCCCAUGGAUUUGAGCAACAAAUUCACUGGAGAGCUGAAAAUUCCCUACACUUACUCUGUCCAGUUCGUGGAAAAUAAAGACAUUCGGUGGGCCUCUCGCUGGGACUAUAUUCUGGAGUCUAUGCCUCACACCAACAUCCAGUGGUUCAGCAUUAUGAAUUCCCUUGUCAUCGUGCUCUUCCUGUCUGGGAUGGUAGCCAUGAUCAUGCUCCGCACCCUUCAUAAAGACAUCGCCCGGUACAACCAAAUGGACUCUGUCGAGGAUGCCCAGGAGGAAUUCGGCUGGAAGUUGGUACACGGAGACAUUUUCAGGCCACCGAGGAAAGGAAUGCUUCUAUCAGUAUUCUUGGGCUCAGGGACACAGAUCUUCAUCAUGACUUUCAUCACACUCUUCUUUGCCUGCCUGGGCUUCCUGUCCCCGGCCAAUCGUGGAGCUCUGAUGACCUGCGCCGUGGUACUCUGGGUGCUGCUGGGAACGCCAGCUGGCUAUGUGGCUGCCCGACUCUACAAGUCCUUUGGUGGUGAAAAAUGGAAAACAAACGUCUUGCUGACAGCUUUUCUGUGCCCUGGGAUUGUUUUCGCAGACUUCUUUCUGAUGAAUCUGAUUCUGUGGGGUGAAGGUUCCUCUGCAGCUAUGCCGUUUGGGACGCUGGUGUCUAUCCUUGCUCUCUGGUUCUGUGUGUCUGUUCCCCUGACGUUUGUGGGAGCCUACUUUGGCUUUAAAAAGAAUGGGAUAGAGCAUCCGGUACGGACCAACCAGAUCCCUCGUCAGAUUCCUGAGCAGUCCUUCUACACCAAGCCCCUUCCUGGGAUCGUCAUGGGUGGAAUCCUGCCCUUCGGCUGUAUCUUCAUUCAGCUCUUCUUCAUUCUUAACAGCAUCUGGUCCCACCAGAUGUACUACAUGUUCGGCUUCCUGUUCCUGGUUUUCAUUAUCCUAGUCAUCACAUGUUCUGAAGCCACAAUCCUCCUCUGCUAUUUUCACCUGUGUGCUGAAGAUUAUCACUGGCAGUGGCGUUCCUUCUUGACCAGUGGCUUCACUGCUGCCUACUUCCUGGUUUAUGCCAUCCACUACUUCUUCUCAAAGCUUCAGAUCACCGGACUUGCCAGCACAAUCUUGUACUUUGGCUACACCAUGAUCAUGGCCCUGAUCUUUUUCCUCUUCACAGGAACUAUUGGAUUCUUUGCCUGUUUUUGGUUUGUUACCAAGAUCUACAGUGUGGUGAAAGUGGAUUAAGCACAUGGAUCCAGAUCUUAACCACGUGGGAUUCGUCAGGUGGUGAAAUGUACACAGACUUUUCUGAAACUCCUGACACUGACAAGAUUCAGCACCUAUCAGAAGCAAAGCCCUUUUUUCCCACCUUUAAACAUUUCCAAAUAUUAGUGGAUUGCAACUCUCAAACAAUCAAGUUUGAUAGAAUUGCGUAUUAAAAUGCCUGACCAUUGAAGACUCUAGAACCUAAUACAUUUCAUAAAUAUUACUCAUUAUUUGCUAAUGCAAAGUGUAUUUACUCUGCAAAAAGUUAGGUCUACAUAGUAACAUUUAUCAUACGUAUUGUGGUACUGUUAUUGUAAAUAACAUUUUCUAAUUAUGGGAGGGGUUAAUACUGUGAAUAAGGAACUGUGUCUGUGUCAGGUACCAUGGCAGAGCUUCUUUGAUUUCAUCAGGUGACUGAUGUUGCGUUAAGCAAACUGGUCUUUGUUAUGUGUUACUUGUGUUUUUAACUUUUUACACUUCGUGCCUCACGAGUGCAUGAACGUGUAAGUUUGUAGUACUGAAUCUUGUACAGAUAGUCUCAAAAAAAAGCAUGAGGAAUCUGAGUUGGGAGGCACGUGAGGUAAAGAGGGAGAGGAGCAGCACCAGCCGGAAAGCACCAGCCGGCCCCUGCUUUGGCGAGACAGGGUCCGACGGUUUCAUCACUUGCGUGUUGAUGUUUGUGUGACAGAACUUUCUGUGGAUUGAUGUGCAGCUUGACUGUCAGCUUUGAACGUAACUAAAAGUCCUGCGUCGCCCUCACACGCACACACACGGCACCCCAUGCAAGUUAUUUAUCUGAUAUGCGCCCACACUUUAAAUACUUUUAUAGUUGAUUUGGGGCAUUUUGGGGAUGGGCGACAUGUUACAUGUAUAUAUUACCUGUACUCAAUCCUGGUAAUUCGUAACACAAGGUGUCACACAUGGGGAAAUUCCAAACUAAAUCUGAAUUUAGUUUAUUGCAAAAACCUCCAUAGAUUUCAAUUUCCUAAUACAUUUCUUUUUUUUGUUGUUGUAUCAUCUCUGGCUUCAGCCUUGGGACCACGUCAAAAAGAAUUAACCAGACCUGCUAAGUGUUAAGCCCUGAGAGAUGUGAUCAGUAAAUCACUUCUGUCACUGAGUAGUAGUGAAAUACGUUUAGGUUUAGAAUGUCAGUUUUGGUAACUACUGCUUGCACGUGGAAGUAUCAUCACUACAGUUUUGAUCUCUAGUUGAAAUAAUGUAGUUAAGCUCAGCUUUGAGUUACCUGCCGUGUAUUUUGGGUUUCGUUCCUUUCAUCAAGGCCUACGUGGUUAUUGUUUGGAGUGAUACAAUAAAAUAAUUGAUCAGUUCAA